This is a messenger RNA of Helianthus annuus (common sunflower), 937 nucleotides long. Its product is annotated as ethylene-responsive transcription factor ERF095. The coding region runs from base 74 to 709 and encodes 211 amino acids. Gene Ontology annotation, molecular function: DNA binding; DNA-binding transcription factor activity. The record is from RefSeq and is a predicted model, not a curated record. The transcript has a single exon. Gene Ontology annotation, biological process: regulation of DNA-templated transcription. NCBI's taxonomy places the organism in Eukaryota, Viridiplantae, Streptophyta, Magnoliopsida, Asterales, Asteraceae.
CCUGCUGCUUAAAUCAUCCAAUAUCCCAAUUUCAGAACCCAAAAAGGCUCAAUGUGGUUCUAACACAAAAAAAAUGGAACAUGUUAAUGAACCUUCUUCGGGUUCGUGUAGGCGCAAAGGGGACCAAUCAUGCAAUCUGGUUCAACCACUUAAGAAGAUCAAACAUGAAUCAAAGUUUGUGUUUCCAUUUUCUCUUGAUGACAAUGUUCAAUCUCAAUCAUCAAGGAAUCAACAAAUGAUUUCUUUUAAACCAAAUGAUGAUGAGACGGGUGAUGGUCAUCACACGAGUGACCAACGGGCUGUGGUGAAGCUAUAUAGAGGGGUUAGGCAACGCCAAUGGGGAAAAUGGGUGGCGGAAAUUCGGCUCCCACGUAGUAGGAGUAGACGUUGGUUGGGAACUUUUAAUACCGCGCUUGAAGCCGCUUUAGCGUAUGAUCAUGAGGCUUUUAAGUUGAGAGGAGACAAGGCGCGACUCAACUUCCCUCAUCUUUUUGUCAAAGAUUCACCACCAUGUGCCGAGCAUGAGGUCAACCCUUUGGUCAAUGACUCAUGUAGGUCAGAACAAGCAGGUCCGAGUAAGGAUGAUGACGCUAUCCACGAUUUUGAACCGAGUGAUAGCUUGUUUGCUUGGGACACUAUGGAUGAUGGUGUGACUAAUGCAUUACAAGGUGAUAGCUUUAUAUGGGAUAACUUUGAGCCAUUUUCUUGAGUCCAUGAUAACUUAAAUGCUUUAUGUCACUUUUUUUUACAUAUUCUCUUAAAAUUGGUCAUUAACAUGUGUAUAUCGUUUCUUUGGUUGAAAGAAACCAUAUGAUCUAUGUUUGACAAUACAAAAUGAGUCGAUCACGUGAGUUUAUACGAGGAUUAUAUUUUAAGUCAUAGGACUCGAGCUCACGCAGAGUAUGUGGUCCGUAUUAAUAACUAACUCGGUAAUUCA